Messenger RNA from Poecilia reticulata (guppy), 1032 nucleotides. The record is from RefSeq and is a predicted model, not a curated record. Lineage: Eukaryota; Metazoa; Chordata; Actinopteri; Cyprinodontiformes; Poeciliidae.
UCCAGCAGAGAGACGUCAACCAGAGCAGAGAGACACACAUUCAUGUUCCAGAUGAUUUCUUCAUCAAUGAGUGCAGCUGCUCCAUUUCUAUCAGCUUCAAUGUCAUUUUAGUCAUCAUGUUUGUUCUUGGAGUCGCUCUUAUUAUUAUUUGGAUGAAGAAACAAAACAAAAACAAAAAGAAGAAGUUAAAGAAAAUCAAUGAAGAGCAAAAUAAUCUCAUUACAGCAGCAAGACUGGAGGAGGAGCUAGAAAAGAGCAAGAAGGAACAGAAAUUCAUUGAUCAUCAGAUUCAGUCACUAACAGAGAUGUCGGAGGAACUGAAGGAGCAGAAAAAACAACUUAUUGAUCAAACGGCAGAGGAAGCAAAAAUGAUUGAGGAGGAUGAGAAGAAGCUUAAGGCUGUUGAUGAUGAAGUAACAAACCAGACGGGGAACAUGAUAGAAAAAAAAGCACAAGGAUAUUUAAAACUGAAGGGAGUUAUAGCAGAGAGCAAAGAGAAACUGACUGAAAGAAAGCAAGGUCAUCAAAAGGUCGGAUAUAUGACAGAUAAACUAAUAAAGAGAACAAAUGAUGAGAUUAACAAUCUGAAGGACAGAAAACAGGAGAUAGAAAACCAUGUAAGGAAAAUACAAAAACAACUUGAUGAAAACUAGUCUAAAGAAUAAAUCUGAUGUCACUCAUGAGACAGAAAUAAAUGAAGUUUUAAUUUAUUCUGCAACAUUUUGAUUAGAGAAAAGUUUCAACAGGUUCAAACUCAGCAGAUUUACUGCAAACACCGAGACCUUUUAAUAACUGAGAGCACUAAAGAAAGUUUAGAUGUGGAUUUAGCCUGAAAGGUGAAAAAACUGCUGCAAACUCAGAGGAUAAACCAACUGAAAACAUACCUAAAGUAUGACAGUUUUAAAUAUGUAUAAAAUGUGUUUUUUUCUGUUAGUUUUUUUUACUAAAAUAAAUGAAAAAAUCUUGUGAAAUGUAUCUGAAAAUAAAUCAAUGACAAUUGUGUAAUCUGAUUUAUACCGAAUAAGCCACACA